AUGUCGCGCAACGCCGGUAGCGAUGCAUGGCCCUCUCCGCAGGCAGUUCAGGAGAGGGGCUCGUUACGUACGCUUGAGAAAGGGAAAAGUCAAUUCAUUGGUAGCUCGAGCGGCAUUUACUUUGUGAAUACCGUCCGGAAGGCUUUCUCAGCUUCCAAUAAUAAUAGUCUCUUAUUCGACACAACGCAUCCAACUCCCGAGGAUUGCAUCAUUGUUGAUGAGGAGGAUGACAAUAGGGCUUCUACGACAACCUCUGCACCGUCUUCUCCAUCUCUCUCUCGCUCCUAUGGCCCUGAAAUUCCUACUGAACUUGGUCAUCCACCCCAGUCAGACGUUGCAAAGGGCCUUUUCAUGAUAUAUUUCCAGACAUGGCACCGCUUUUUCCCUUUUUUGCACGGCCCAACUGUUCUCAAAGAUAUGGAAGAUCUCUACAGCCCAUCAAGACCUUCAUUGAGUCUCCCCAAAGUCAUCAUCCUGCAGUCCAUCUUUAAUCUGGCAAGCCUGCAUGGUAAUGAUUUAUUACCCGCCGUUUCCCGUAUCAAGAAGCCCGCCGAUGUGCUUGCUUGUCUUCCCGGUCUUGCAGUCAAAGGAGAUCUUGUUUCAAUCCAAGCCCUAUUUGCUUCUGAGUUGCUCUUAGUCGCUCGCAUGUCACUUCGUACAGCUGCGGCUGUCGGUGGCCUCUUGUCCCGCGCCAUCUUUCUAGCUGGCCUUCACCGCUGUCCGUGCCGUUAUGCACAGCUUUCGACUGAUGAAUGUGAUAUCAGAAAACGAUUGUUCUGGAGUAUCUACGUCCUUGACCGCUACCUUUCACAGGCCUUGGGGCACCCAUUAGGAAUCCAGGACUCCGAUGUGGAUGUUUGCCCUCUAAUGGGACCUGAGCUUCAUCACCCUCAACUCCAACCAACAACUCCUUUCAAGCUUGUUGAAGCCGGCUUGAGUGUAUCACCUUUUUCUGGCACUCUUGCAGACUCUUCGAGCUCGGACAGUGACCCGAAGCACGACCGUCAUUUAAUCUUAUCCUUCCAAGUCGAGUACUCACGCCUUCUUGGGCGAGCUCUUGAACUCUUUCACAAGUCACUCCACAUUCGAUCUAUAAAUCCUAGCUCAAUACUCUCACUUCGUACCGACAUUAACGCAUGGUGGAAUGCCCUUCCAUCAUCCUUCCAAGAGUAUCAACAUACUUCACAGACCGACACCAUCGGAAAUCAAAGUCAAGAGUUCAACGAAUCGGCGUAUUUCAUUUUGCUCCACAGCCAAUUAGUACUUCUCAGCUAUCGUCCAUGGCUAUCUCUCGAGCCGGUCUCCCCAGAGUUCCAGGCUGCACUGCAAAUAUGUAUCAGUGAAGCGCGUGAGAUUAUCAAUAUCAUAAACAAGCAACGCAUUGGUGGAUAUGCAUUGUUUUGGCCCGGUCAUCUCUCUGCUACGUGGAUGGCUGGUAUUGUGCUAGCCUUUGCAUGCCACCUACGGUUCUAUCCACUGGACAAAGGCAAGAGGGAAAUCGGCAUGUGCUUGGAUGUCCUUCUGGCUAUGUCAAAACAAUGGAAGGUUGCAAAGAAUUGUCACGCAGUUCUUUCUGAUCUUAAAAGGGCUUUUAACGAAACAACGCGCCUUGUAGCGAAACAUCCGUUGAAUAUAUCGGGUUCCCUAUCGAAUCCUGUGUCCCAAGGCUUUGUCGAGCAAGACAUUGUAGGAGGCCGAUUAUCUACUGAUAACUCUCAACAGGGGCCACGAAAACGAACAAGGCUUGAUUCAGGUACCACUAACUACCCUGACUUGGGACCAAGAUCGACGGAAAACACCAAUGGGCCAGAACAAGCUGCUAUCCAACACCCGGAAACACUUCCCUCUGGAUCACGAAGUUAUAGCGGGUUGGAUGAUUUUGGAGGUUCCGCUUUCACGACAGAUAAUCCGAGUGGACUGGGUAAUUGGGAUAGUGGAAUGCCUGACCUAUUGGCUGGCAUUACAUGGGAAUCGCUGCUGGCAGGUGUUAACUAUGACGACUGUUUCUAG
Messenger RNA from Fusarium sp. VM40, 2010 nucleotides. The record is from the annotation of a GenBank genome assembly. NCBI's taxonomy places the organism in Eukaryota, Fungi, Ascomycota, Sordariomycetes, Hypocreales, Nectriaceae.